Messenger RNA from Aphanomyces invadans, 150 nucleotides. RefSeq lists its product as hypothetical. Lineage: Eukaryota; Oomycota; Saprolegniomycetes; Saprolegniales; Verrucalvaceae. The transcript has a single exon. Bases 1 to 150 code for a protein of 49 amino acids. The record is from RefSeq and is a predicted model, not a curated record. Gene Ontology annotation, molecular function: ATP binding; ATP hydrolysis activity.
AUGGACAACUCGGGCUUGACCUUUUCUGGCCUCGUCCAUGCCCUUGACGGACUCGAGUUCCAAGACGGCCGCAUCCUGGUCAUGACGACCAACUUCCGCAACCACGUGGACGACGCGCUCAAUCGGAACGGUCGCAUCGACGAUAAGUAG